GAAUCACCCCUCCGCUCCCGGCUUCCGGGACAUCUUCCGUCCGUCCCGCUCUGCGGACCCAAGGAGAGAAAGGAAAACCGUUCCUCAGAGAGUAUCCCAGCAAGUGGGACCUAAAUACAUAUUCCUACACAGGUCUGUGUUCCCCCUCCUCAUGCAGAACUCCAUGAAAUGAAUAAAGCACCACAGCCUAUAGCAGGACCCCCGCACCCCGCCCCCUCCCCCGGCCUCCCACAGGCCAACUUUCCCCCUGGGCAACCUCCCUCCAUGGUCUUUGCCAGCCCACCGCCUCCACAAAUGAACCCCACACCUCAGCCCCGACAGUUCGCCCCCGGGCCCCGGCCUAUACACCAACAGGGAGGGUUCAGGUCGCUACAGCCAUACUACACCAACAGGUCAGGCCUGCCCUCGGGGGCCGGGCCCCGGGGCCUGCCCCCCAGCAGCGCCCCGCGGCCCGUGGCCCCCACCCACGUGUACCAGGCGGGACCCGGCUCCCAGAUGAUGAUGAUCCCCCAGCAACCGCUAGCCUUCCCCAGCUCCCCGCAGGGCACCGCCUACUUCAUUCCUGGACAGUACCGGCCCACCUACGUGACAACGCCCCAGCAGUACUCCCUCCCGGCGGGCACGCCCGGCUUCUACCCCAGCAGCACGGCGGAUUACGGUCAUUAUGCGGGGGCCUACUACCCGGCCCAGUUUGCGUCCCCUGUGCAGGCGGCGCCGGUCAUCAUGAGCCCCGCCCCGCAGCAGCAGCAGCAGCAGCAACAGCAACAGCAGCAGCAACAACAACAGCAGCAUCAACAGCAGCAACAACAGCAACAACAUCAACAACAACAGCAGCAACAACAGCAACAACAACAGCAACAACAGCAACAACAUCAACAACAACAGCAACAAGCACAUCAGCAGCAGCAGCAGCAGCAGCAGCAGCAGCAGCAGCAGCAGCAACAGCAGCUGCAGCAGCAGCAGCAGCAGCAGCAGCCGACUCCACCUCCACCUUCCCAGCACAUCGCCACCAAGCGUGAACGCAAACAGAUCAGAAUACGGGACCCUAACCAGGGGGGCCGUGACAUCACGGAGGAGAUCAUGUCAGGGGGUCGCAGUGGUUCCACGCCAACCCCACCACAGUCGAUACUAUCUGGAUCCGAGAGUCCAGCUGUGCCACAGGCCAACGGUGAGAGUGUAACAGCUGCCACUCAAACACUGGUCAGACCAGAUGACCGAGGGAAGCCCACGCCUCCCCCUCCUUCAAAGACCACCGAACUUUGCAAGGCUGAGCCGGCUGCCCCCCUAGAGGCCAGCCUCUCUGACACUCACACUAAGACUCCUCCCUCGCCGCUCCCCAGCGCAACCCCCCCCGCCCUUUCCUUGGACAGCCCGUGCCUCGCCGCCGACAUCAUGGACGCCCCCCCGCCCGCCCGGGAGCCUGCCCCAACACUGCCCCUCUCUGCCCCCGAGGUGCCGGCAUACCCGGCCCCCCUCCCCAACCCGGGCCCCAAGACGCCCAGGAGAGUCCUGCAGAGCAGAGCCGAGUCACUGCCGGAGAGCCCCCUGCAGAAGGCCCCGGCGCAGGAGCCACAUCCAAAGGAAGCCCAAGCGGCCGUUUGUGCCGACAUCACUGCGGCGGCUGCUCCGCCCGAGCCCUCCAACGGCACGGUGGAGGUGAAGCCGGUGGGGUCGUUGGUCGCCCCGCCACCAUCACCUGGCCCGCUAGAAGCCCCGCCGGGCUCCCCCAUUGUCCAGCCUGAGGAGUUGCGGCUGCCCAACGGCCUCCCGCUGCCUGCCCCCCAGGACCCCCAGGCCCCAGCCGCGACCGGCCUGUCGGAGCGCGACGACAGCCCCAUUGCCGAGCCCGAAGUCCAGGCGCCCCGGGUCCGCACACCCGACCUCCGGAAACCUGACCUCCACACGCUCCCCCGUGUGCCAGAGGUCGCCCCGGUGACGGCCCCGGUGACGGCCCCGGUGACGGCCCCGGUGACGGCCCCGGUGACGGCCCCGGUGACGGCCCCGGUGACGGCCCCGGUGACGGCCCCAGUCACGGCCCCGGUGACGGCCCCAGUCACGGCCCCGGUGACGGCCCCGGUGACGGCCCCGGUCACGGCCCCGGUCACGGCCCCGGUCACGGCCCCGGUCACGGCCCCGGUCACGGCCCCGGUCACGGCCCCGGUCACGGCCCCGGUCAAGGCGCAGUCUGCCCCCCAGGCGGUGGUCGCGGAGCAACCCCCCAUGGUGCCCAACGUGCAGCCAGAGCCCCCAACCAGUGCUCCCGUGCGGCCGCCAACCCCAGAGCCAGCGGCCACACCCGAUGCUCUUGUGAAAGAGGACCAGGCCGAGGUCCAGGAGCCGGUGAGUGUCCCCAAGGAGGAGGAGCAGGAGGUGGAGAGCGAGGAGGUGAAGGAGCAGCAGCUGGAGGUGAAGGAGGAGGAGAAGAUGAUAAUGAAGUUGAAGGAGGAGCAGCAGCAGGAAGUUAAGGAGGAGCAGGAGGUGGAGGCUCCAACAGAGAUGGUUUCUGACCCGGCACCGCCCCCCAUCAGAACGCACACCCCGGCCUCGGUGGAGAAGGAGGAGCCCAGCUCUGCUGUUGGGGAAACCGCUAUGCAAGCUGCUGUGUCCGUGCCAAAGAAGAAGAGGAAGAUGAAGGAGCUGAACAAGAAGGAGGCCGUGGGCGACCUCCUGGAUGCCUUCAAAGAGCAGGAGCAGGUGACUGAGGUCUCCCCAGAGCAGGAGCCCCUGGCCCUGGCCCCCGAACCCCCCUCCACGGCGACCACGCACGGCCCGGAGGACGCAGACCUCAGCUGGGAGGACAAGGAGGACAAGGAUAAGAAGCUGGACGCAGAGAAGACCCAGCCCCUCUCCCCCAAGUCUGCUGCAGACAAGAAGUACCAGUACAAAGAGGAACAAUGGAAGCCCUUGGACCCCGAGGAGAAGAAGAAGUACGACCGGGAAUUCCUGCUGAAAUGCCGCUUCAUCUCGGCCUGCAUGAGCAAGCCUGAAGGCCUGCCAGCCAUCACCGACGUAGUGCUGGACAAGGCAAAUAAGACCCCUCUGCGCCAGUCCGAGCCCAUUCGCUGCCCCGGCAUGAACUUUGGCCCUGACUUCACGCCCGCCUUCGCCACCUUCAGUGGCAGGUCUGGCAUGGGAGGCGGAGGAGGAGGAGGAGGUGGAGGAGGGGGAGGUGUUGGAGGAGGAGGAGGAGGAGGAGGAGGAGGCGGCGGAGGCAGAGGACCUCCUCCAGGCAUGGGCAUGGGCAUGAACAUGGCCGGGCCGCGCCGCCUCCAACAGGGGAAGGGGCCGCGCAAGAUCAUCACCAGCAUGUCCCUGGGAGAGGACGUGCAGCUGAACAAGGCGGAAAAGGCCUGGAAGCCGGGCGUGAAGAAGGCCACGCGGGCCGGUGGGCGUGAGCCGGAGGAGGCGGCGGCGGCGGGCGAGGGGGAGGACCCCGAGCACCUUAAGACCCAGGAGCUAUUCAAGCGUGUGCGCAGUGUGCUCAACAAGCUGACGCCGCAGAUGUUCCAGGCGCUAAUGAAGCAGGUGAUGGAGCUCCAGAUCGACACAGAGGAGCGGCUGAAGGGAGUCAUCGACCUCAUCUUCGAGAAGGCCAUCUCGGAGCCCAACUUCUCCGUGGCCUACGCCAACAUGUGCCGCUGCCUCUUGGGGCUCAAAGUCGGCACCACAGACAAACCAGGGCAGACGGUAAACUUCCGGAAGCUGCUGCUGAACCGCUGCCAGAAGGAGUUUGAGAAGGACAAGGACGACGAUGAGUUCUUUGAGAAGAAGCAGAAGGAGCUGGACGCCGCCUCUGAGGGCGAGAAGCAGAAGCUGAAGGACGCGCUGGAGGAGGCAAAGGACAAGGCCCGCCGGCGCUCGCUGGGCAACAUCAAGUUCAUCGGCGAGCUGUUCAAGCUCAAGAUGCUGACGGAGGUCAUCAUGCACGACUGCAUCGUCAAGCUGCUGAAGAACCACGACGAGGAGUCCGUGGAGUGCCUGUGCCGGCUGCUCUCCACCAUCGGCAAGGACCUGGACUUUGAGAAGGCCAAGCCCCGGAUGGAGCAGUACUUCAACCAAAUGGAGAAGAUCAUCAAGGAGAGGAAGACCACCUCCAGGAUCCGCUUUAUGCUGCAGGACGUUCUGGACCUCCGACGGAACCUCUGGGUGCCCCGGCGAGGGGAGCAGGGGCCCAAGACCAUCGACCAGAUCCACAAGGAUGCGGAACUGGAGGAGCACCGCGAGCAGAUGAAGGUCCAGCAGGCCAUUCUCUCCAAGUCCAGCGGCGGAGACCGCAUGGGAGGAGGAGGAGGAAGAGGGGGAGGAGGAGGAGGAGGUGGAGGCCGUGAGGGCCGCGGAGGACAUCAUACCCCCGGCCGGGGCAGCCAGCCCCAGGACGAGGGCUGGAACACGGUGCCCAUCAGCACAAAGAGCAGACCCCUGGACGCCCUGCGUCUCAGCAAGAUCACCAAGGCUCCAGUCCUGGACAACCAGGUGCUCGCCCCGAGCAGCGACACGUGGGGCAACUGGGGCAAGGGCAGUAGCGGAGGCUCCACCACCAAGCCCAACCCCACAGACUCAGCCCCCGACUCUGGUAACCGUCCGGCCACCAGCACCCUGAACCGGUUCUCGGCCCUGCAGCCUUCCUCCCAGGACUCUGACAGACGCGUGCCUCAGAGGAACAGCUCCAGUCGGGAGCGCGGCGACCGCUAUGAGCGCUCGGACCGCGGCCCCGGGGACCGUGGCUUCGACCGCCGGGACCACCGCCUCCCGGCCGGCAAGCGCAGCUUCAGCCGUGAGAAGGAGGAGCGCAGCCGGGAGCGCGAGCACCGCGGCUCGGCCGACCCCGUCCGUCGCGUGGCCAGCAUGACCGACGACCGCGGGAGCCGCGAGCGCCCCAGCAGCAAGGACAACGCAGUGAAGCGGCCCUCACGGCCGUCGACCCCCACCCCCCUACCCGUACCGACGGUCACCAAGCCGGCCUUGACCGAGGAGGAAGUGGAGAAGAAGUCCACCGCCAUCAUCGAGGAGUACGUCCAAAUCAACGACCUGAAGGAGGCGCUCCAGUGUGUUCAGGAGAUGGCCAGCACGGAUCUGCUCUUCGUGUUCGUGCGGAACGGGCUGGAGUCGACGCUGGAGCGCAGCACCGUGGCCCGGGAGCGCAUGGGCCUGCUGCUGCAGCGCCUGGUGCAGAACUCCACCCUGCCACCACAGCAGUACUACAAAGGGCUCCAGGAGAUCCUGGAGGCGGCCGAGGACAUGUCCAUAGACGUCCCUCACAUCUGGCAGUACCUGGCCCAGCUGCUGGCCCCCAUGCUGCAUGAGGGGGGCAUCCCCAUGGGUCCGCUCUUCAGGGAGAUCACAAAGCCCCUGAUACCCCUGGGCCAGGCCGGGGUCCUGCUCGUCCACAUCCUCCUCGUCCUCUGCAAACCAAAGAGCCAUAAGAAGGUGGGCGCCAUGUGGCAGGAGGCGGGACUUAGCUGGAAGGACUUCCUUCCCGCCGACCAAGACGUUAACAAGUUUGUGACGGAAAAGAACGUGGAGUUCACGCUGGUCCAGGAGGCGGAGGCGGCGGGCCCAGGCGCGCUGAGCCCCGCCCAGCUGAGCCAGGGUCUGGAGCAGCUGCUGAAGGACAAGGCCGACAACCAGAGCAUCCUGGACUGGGUGGAGGCCAACCUGGACGAGGAGCAGACGUCGUCCAACGAGUUUGUCCGAGCUCUGAUGACCUGCGUGUGCCGGUCGGCCAUCUACGAGAGCCCCAACAAGGUGGAGGCCAAGCAGAUGGGUCGUCUGGCGGAGGUGCUGCAGAAGUACCUAAACACGGAGCACAAGGAGCUGCAGGCACUCUACGCCCUGCAGGCCCUCAUGGUGGAGCUGGAGCAGCCGGCCAACCUGCUGCGGAUGUUCUUCGACGCGCUGUACGACGAGGACGUGAUCAAGGAGGAGACCUUCGAUAAGUGGGGCUCCAGCAAGGACCCGGCCGAGCAGCAGGGCAAGGGCGUUGCCCUCAAGUCUGUCACCAACUUCUUCACCUGGCUCCGGGAGGCCGACAUCGAGUCGGACAACAGCUAGGAUCCACCAUGCACCUCCUGGAGGACUGGGGGGGGGCGGCGCCUACACAUGUAUAUCUAAAACCAGAAGAGAUGUGCGAUGCUCUCUACCAAUCGGAGGAUGCUGAAUCCAUCAAAUCCAUCUGCAUAAACAGACAAAAAACCUAGAAAAAGAUUCUUCACCUGGGAGAGAUUGUAUUACGGAUCGGACUUCGAUCUUUUUGUUUUUGUUUCUGUGCGACUUUCUUCUUUUUGUUUUAUUUUAUUAGGAUAAAAAAUAUCUUGCGCUGCUCAACGUCCGCUUUAACUAACGAAACACGACAUUAACAGAGACAGAAGCAGAGGAGGGACGUUCUCAGUAUUCUCUUAUGUUUUAGGUCCACUUUUAAACACGGUGACACUACUCAGCUCAUUGUGCUGAUGAGGGACGCGCUAACUGGCUGCUCACAACGCUCUCUUUGUGGAGGACUUACUGGACACCCGUGCCCGGGGGGUCCUGGGACGUCCACAGGCAUGUCUUCUAGGGGAUGUCCUGGGACAUGUCUUCUAGUGGACACCCCACCAUGUGUCCCUGGACGCCCCAGGAGACGUCUCUUAGGGGACACCCCCGGACACCUCUCUUAGGGGACGCCCCAGGACACGUCUUCAAGGAGAUGUCCAAUGGCGUGUCUCCUAGGGGCCGAGCGUAUGUUUGUUGUUUGACUUUUUUUUGGGGUGACUGAUGAAUUUGGAGUGCGCUCUCUUUUAUUUCUCUUUUUAAUAAUAAAAUCAGAAAAACCAAACAAAGGAAUGCGGGCGACUUAAGGGUGGUUUAGUUUAGUUUGUUAGGGAUGGUGUCUGCUGCGGUGAACAGGAGAGUGACAGACGGGGGCUGGAGGGGUGGGCGGCGCUGGAACAUCGGUGGACCUUUCUGCUGCUGGGGAGCUGACAAAGCUGUCCUUAUGACCACGUCGCCACGCCCACCCCCUGCCCGCCACGCGGUCGUGGUUCCGCUGGUCUCCUGGGGACGGAGGUUUUAAUCAUUCAGAUAUCAUCGUUAUCCAAACUCGAAGCGAAAUUACAAAAUGCUUAAUAAUUGAAAAAAUAGAAGAUAGGAAUAAAAGAGUUGGAACAGUUCGAAUCCUAAAGCCUUUUCUGCUUCCAUGAGUGGAAAUGCAUUUCAGGAGAGUUCUGUAAAUAUAUAUAAAUAUAUAUAUUAUAGAUAUUUUUGUUUUCUUUUCCAAGAUGAAAUGCAAAUGUACCUCCAUGUAAUGUUCACCCCCCCCCCUGAAAGAAGACCCACUACCCCCUCUCUAUUUAUAUUUUCUCUCCCCCGCUGGCAGAAGUGUACCCCCCCCCCCCAGCCCAGCCAUCACAUUGAUUAUCGGUCCAUCAUUGAAAACAUGUAAAUACUUCCCCCCUUUUUUGCUUUACUUUAAUAAAAAAAAAAGAUAUUUAAUUAAAAUAAAACGAAUGCCUCUUUUCAUGUCCAAAACUGGAAAAGAUAAUAAAGAACAUUGCAAAUAAAAACGGAACUCAAAAACA
Molecule: messenger RNA, 7553 nt
Organism: Gadus macrocephalus (Pacific cod)
Lineage: Eukaryota; Metazoa; Chordata; Actinopteri; Gadiformes; Gadidae
Product: eukaryotic translation initiation factor 4 gamma 1-like
Exons: 33
Coding region: 169-6051 (1960 amino acids)
Cellular component (GO): eukaryotic translation initiation factor 4F complex
Molecular function (GO): protein binding; mRNA binding; translation initiation factor activity
Source: RefSeq, a predicted model, not a curated record